This is a messenger RNA of Diospyros lotus (date-plum), 2443 nucleotides long. RefSeq names its product mitochondrial Rho GTPase 1-like. Gene Ontology annotation, molecular function: calcium ion binding; GTP binding; GTPase activity. The transcript is spliced from 14 exons. Gene Ontology annotation, cellular component: mitochondrial outer membrane. The coding region runs from base 143 to 2056 and encodes 637 amino acids. NCBI's taxonomy places the organism in Eukaryota, Viridiplantae, Streptophyta, Magnoliopsida, Ericales, Ebenaceae. The record is from RefSeq and is a predicted model, not a curated record. Gene Ontology annotation, biological process: small GTPase-mediated signal transduction; mitochondrion organization.
CUCGCCCCUAAAUUCCUCCCAAAACAGAAUUGUUAUUGCAAUUAAAAAUAAUUAAAAGCAAAGACAGAAAUUAACAGAGUAAUUUAAUUUGAUAUUCUCUCUCUCUCUCUCUGCUCGCAGCAGCGCUCCGCAGAUCAUACCAAUGGCAGCCCGCCGCAGCAGCGUCCGAAUCGUGGUCGUAGGCGACCGCGCCACCGGCAAAUCCAGUUUGAUCGCCGCCGUGGCUUCCGAAUCCUUCCUCGAUAAAGUUCCUCAUCUUCUACCGCCGACUCGCCUCCCCGCCGAUUUCUACCCCGAGGGCGUCCCCAUUACUAUCGUCGAUACUUCAUCCAGUUUGGAGAGUAGAGGGAAGCUCGCGGAAGAACUGAAGCGAGCAGAUGCGGUGGUACUAACGUAUGCGUGUGAUCAGCCUUCAACGCUCGAUCACCUGAGCUCUUUCUGGCUUCACGAGCUUCGUCGACUAGAGGUGAAGGUGCCUGUGAUUGUAGUUGGUUGCAAGCUAGAUUUGCGAGAUGAGCGUAACCUCACGAGUCUGGAGCAGGUGAUGUCACCAAUCAUGCAACAGUUUCGGGAGAUUGAGACUUGUAUAGAAUGUUCUGCAGCUAACUUAGUCCAGGUCCCUGAAGUAUUUUAUUAUGCUCAAAAAGCAGUGCUUCAUCCCACAGCCCCACUAUUUGAUCAGGAAACCCAGGCCUUGAAACCUCGAUGUGUGAGAGCAUUGAAACGGAUAUUCCUUCUCUGUGACCAUGACAUGGACGGUGCCUUAAAUGAUAGAGAGCUGAAUGAGUUUCAGGUUAGAUGUUUCAACGCUCCAUUGCAGCCUGCUGAGAUAGCGGGUGUUAAGCAAGUUGUGCAAGAGCAGCUACCAGAAGGGGUCAACGAGCUUGGGCUUACCUUGGAAGGAUUUCUUUUCCUGCAUGCUCUUUUCAUAGAGAAAGGGCGCCUUGAGACAACGUGGACUGUUUUACGAACUUUUGGUUAUGAUGAUGAUAUUAAGCUACGGAAUGAUCAGCUUUCAGUUCCAUCAAAGAAAGCUCCUGAUCAGAGUUUGGAAUUGACAAGUGAAGCUGUGGAGUUUCUGAAGGGGGUCUUCAGUCUCUUUGACACUGAUAAGGAUGGAGCCUUGCUGCAUUCUGAGCUUGAAGAUCUAUUUUCAACUGCACCAGAAAGUCCUUGGGAUGAGGCUCCUUAUAAGGAUGCUGCAGAGAGAACUGCAUUGGGGGGUAUAUUGCUUAAUGGAUUUCUGUCUGAGUGGGCCUUUAUGACUCUACUAAACCCAGCUAAAAGUUUGGCUAAUUUGAUAUAUAUUGGAUAUACUAGUGAUCCAUCAUCGGCACUCCAUAUUACUAAGAGAAGGUCAUUUGAUCGAAAGAAGCAACGUACAGACAGAAAUGUUUUCCAGUGCUUUAUUUUUGGACCCAAAAAAGCUGGAAAGUCUGCAAUAUUGAAUUCAUUCCUGGGAAGGCCUUUCUCAGACAAUUAUUAUUCAACUUCUGAGGAGUCUUACGCAGCAAAUAUCGUUGAUUUUGCGGGAACUAAAAAGACUCUUGUACUGCGGGAGAUUCCGGAAGAUGGAUUUAGAAAACUUCUAUCAAGUAACGAGUCUCUAGCAGCUUGUGAUGUAGCAGCGUUUGUAUAUGAUAGUUCGGACGAAUAUUCUUUGAAAAGAGCAUCAGAAUUACUUAUGGAAGUGGCUAGGCGAGGAGAACAAAGUGGUUUUGUGGUGCCUUCCCUUCUCAUUGCGGCCAAGGAUGAUUUGAACUCGUAUCCAAUGGCAAUAAAAGAUGCGGCAAGGAUUUGUCAGGAUAUGGGAAUUGAUGCACCCGUUCACCUCAGUGUGAAGGAAAGAGACCUGAAUAACGUAUUCAGCAGAAUUGUCAAUGCUGCUAGUAACCCUCAUUUAAGUGUUGCAGAAACUGAAAUUGGGAGAAACCAGAAGCUCUACCGGCAGCUGGUCAAUCGUUAUCUCAUGCUAUUGUCUGUCGGGACAGCUGUCGCUGUGGUUGGCUUGGCAACCUAUCGCGCAUAUGCCGCUAAGAAGAGUCACUCUAAUUAGGUAAUUCUUAUAUCAACCAUCAAGCUCGAGAAGCUGUUGUUACUCUUAUUACAUCAUCAUCACCUUCAAUGGCUUAAAUAACCGGCCUAGUGGUUAAUUGCCCCUCAUCUUCUCCUCCAUAUUUUCCAAGCCGAUCAUUGCCCCUUUGUAUAUAGAGAGAGAGAUUUGAAGUUUCCUCCUCUUCUUGAACAUGUAGCUUUUGUUUUUUUGUUUCUUUGCCAUUUGGGACAUCUGGAAUUGAAGCUUCCCAAUAUGGCUGGCUAUUCAUGGCAACUAAAUGUGCUUUCAAAUUGCCAUGAUCUUCAGAUAUUAUUUACCUGCCUAUUUAAGUAUGAACUCUUUGCCCUUUGAUUAAACAUAGUGAAAACCUGCCUGAUUGUUGAAUCA